CACUCCUUUACAGGAAAUAGUUCAAGAGGCAAUUAUGGUACAACCAAACCAGACAGAGGAAAUUCAACAAAUAGUGCAAUCAGUAAAUAGUGAAGUCAAUGAACAAUUACCAGUAUCAAAUCCAGACAAGCAAGACUGGGUCUUCAACAGGAGGUUCAUAAAAAAUCCAGCUUUCCAAGAUGAUAUAACAGACCCUGCUAAACAGUUUAGUGUAGUUAGUUACAAUAUUCUUGCCCAGUGCCAUCUAGAGAGAGGUGAUUACAGUUUUACAGAACCCCAGUUUUUGGCCGCUGACCACCGAUACCAGAAAGUGCUGCAGGAGCUGAGGUACCUGGAUGGGGAUAUCGUCUGUCUUCAAGAGGUGGAACCAGGGUUUUAUAAUGACAAACUGAUGGCAGCUAUGAAAGAAAUGGGAUACGAGGGACGGAUGAGAAAGCGUACUGACGAUUAUUUUAAUGAAGGAGAGGCCCUCUUCUACAAAUCUAGUCGAUUUACCAUUGUAGAAAGCAAUACCUACUCCAUGGCUGAACUAGCAAAUAAGGAAGUUGAUGACGGGGUGGACCCUUCACAACAGGAGGCCAUCAAGGGGUACCUGAAUCGUCCCGAUGUAAUGGUCCUGGUCAAGCUUCAGUGUAAUAGAACCGGACAGAUCCUCACUGUAGGAAAUAUCCAUGUCCACUGGGGCAGAAUCAAAGUUGAAGAUGUAAAGUGCAUACAG
Saccostrea cuccullata (small rock oyster) is the source of this 718-nucleotide messenger RNA. RefSeq lists its product as uncharacterized. The record is from RefSeq and is a predicted model, not a curated record. Gene Ontology annotation, molecular function: 3'-5'-RNA exonuclease activity. The transcript is spliced from 3 exons. Lineage: Eukaryota; Metazoa; Mollusca; Bivalvia; Ostreida; Ostreidae. The annotation marks the transcript as partial.